AUGAGGAAGCCGACGACGAGGAGCCUCAGCAAGCACGGCAGCUGCGGCGGCGGUAAUAGUAAGGCGGCCACGCUACCGGCGAAGCAGAAGGUCGUCGUGUCCGGCCACCGUUGCGUCGUCGUCGACGCGUUUGACUGCCUCCCCGACGACCUCGUGCUGGCCGUGUUAGCCGGGCUCGCGGUGCGCGCCGGGUGCCCCGCCGACCUCGCUGCGGCGGCGCUACCGUGCAGGAGGUUCCGGGACCUUGCGGCGCACCCCGCCGUGCUGUCGCGUGCGUCGGCGGCGGCCGUCGCCGUGCCUGCGGGGAGGUGGUCGGAUGCGGCGCACCGGUUCUUGCGGCGGUGCGCAGCCGCCGGCAACCUCCACGCCUGCUACUUCCUCGGCAUGGUGAGGUUCUACUGCAUCGGGAGCAGGGCGACGGGAGCGGCGCUACUGGCGGCGCGCGGCGGCAGGCGGGCACGGGGCGGCGCUGUACGCGCUCGCCGUGGUGCAGUUCAACGGCAGCGGCGGCGACAAGGCGGACAAGGACCCGCGCGCGGGGUGGCGCUGUGCGCGCGCGCCGCAUGGCUCGGCCACGUCCCGGCGCUCCGCGAGCUCGGCCACUGCCUCCAGGACGGCUACGGCGCGCGCCGCGACGCCGCGGCCGGACGCCACUUCCUGCUCCAUGCCGCCGCGCGCGAGCUCGUCUCCUCCUCGCCGCACCGCCGACGAAACGGCGAAGAAGAAGAAGACGCUGCCAGUAGGUUCAUGGUGGAGUGGUGGGCGCUGGAUGACGCCAAGACAGGAGGAGGAGAAGGCGACGGCAGCGACGCCGACGCCGACGUGCGCCUGUGCUCGCACACCCGCGGUGCGGGCGGCGGGAGACGCGGCGGCACGAGUUCCGGCGGUGCUCCGCGUGCGGGUCCGCCAUCUACUGCUCGCGUGCGUGCCAGGCGCUGGAUUGGAAGCGCGUGCACCGUGGCCAGUGCGCGGCCGCCGCUAGCCGGUGGUGGCUCGCCGCCGCCGGGAACGCGCAGUGAACGUGUACGCCGGCCGGCUGUUCCAGGCAACGCGAACGUCGCGCAUGUACAUAGCUUGUGA
This is a messenger RNA of Miscanthus lutarioriparius, 1080 nucleotides long. Lineage: Eukaryota; Viridiplantae; Streptophyta; Magnoliopsida; Poales; Poaceae. The record is from the annotation of a GenBank genome assembly.